AUGUCUACUUCUCUUCCCAUACUCGUCUGUUUUAUCAUUUCUUUUGGUGGUAUUGCGUUAUGUGUACGAAACUUUCGAACCGACUUUCUGGAGGAAUGGCCGACUCCCGGUACGGGACCCCAUUUCGACACCUCGAUGCAUUCCAACUACACCGGUCUGGUGGGGAAAACCGUGUAUCUGGUGUGCAAAGUAAAGAACCUCGGAAAUCGAACGGUUUCCUGGGUGAGACAUCGGGAUAUACACCUGCUGACAGUAGGUCGUUACACCUACACGAGCGAUCAGCGUUUCGAGGCGCAACACUUUCCCCACAGCGAAGAGUGGACGUUGAGGAUACGAUACCCUCAGAGAAAGGACUCCGGUAUUUACGAGUGCCAAAUAUCAACGACACCACCUAUCGGUCAUCCCGUUUACCUAACGAUAGUCGAACCGAUCACCAUCAUCAUCGGAGCACCCGAUCUGUUCGUUAAUAAGGGUAGCACCAUUAACCUGACUUGCGUCGUAAAGUACGCUCCGGAACCACCGCCCAUGAUGAUCUGGAGUCACAAUACAGAGGUAAUUAAUUUCGACUCGCCACGCGGCGGUAUCAGUUUGGUGACUGAGAAAGGCCCCGAAACGACGAGUCGUUUAAUGAUCCAGAAAGCAGUGCCGAGCGACUCUGGGAUCUACACCUGCGAGCCGAGCAACGCGAAUCCCAGCAGCAUCAAGGUGCACGUUGUUAACGAGGAACAUCCGGCCGCUAUGCACCAUGGGGAUGGAAGUUCGUCGUACGCCAAGACAUGGCCGAUGUGUUUUAUAAUUUUAAUAGUAGCUAACGUAAUAUUUGUAUGAGGUGAAACGAAGGGCAAAGGUGAAGGAAGAUGAGGAGAGAUACCCGACACGAUAAUACAGCGCGGUUUUCAUUGAACCGUCACAUUGCCUACGAUCGUUAACAUUCUUUGGGUGAAUAUUUGCGCAGGGUAAGACCGAAUAUUACCUACAUUUACAUUAAACUUCCGUGACCAAAGAGUUUUCGAAUAUCAUCAG
This is a messenger RNA of Habropoda laboriosa, 1023 nucleotides long. RefSeq names its product hemicentin-1-like. The transcript has 6 exons. Gene Ontology annotation, cellular component: neuron projection membrane. The coding region runs from base 1 to 828 and encodes 275 amino acids. Lineage: Eukaryota; Metazoa; Arthropoda; Insecta; Hymenoptera; Apidae. The record is from RefSeq and is a predicted model, not a curated record. Gene Ontology annotation, biological process: synapse organization.